This is a messenger RNA of Myotis daubentonii (Daubenton's bat), 639 nucleotides long. It is a transcript of the gene ROPN1, whose product is annotated as rhophilin associated tail protein 1. The record is from RefSeq and is a predicted model, not a curated record. Gene Ontology annotation, biological process: sperm capacitation. Gene Ontology annotation, cellular component: cytoplasm; motile cilium. Lineage: Eukaryota; Metazoa; Chordata; Mammalia; Chiroptera; Vespertilionidae.
AUGCCUCAGACCGAUAAGCAAAUAUGCAUUCCCCCGGAGCUGCCGGAAUUGCUGAAGCAAUUUACCAAAGCUGCAAUCCGGACCCAGCCACCAGAUCUCAUCCAGUGGGCUGCGGAUUAUUUUGGGGCUAUGUGCCGCGGAGAGAUUCCUUCAGUGAGAGAGCGGUCUGAGCCAGUCCCUUCGUCUAACUGGGCAGAGCUUACACCUGAGCUGUUGAAGAUCCUGCAUGCGAGGGUUGGGGGCAGACUGAUUGUCCAUGUCGAAGAGCUGGCCCAAAUGUGGAAGGUGCUGAGUCUCCCAACAGAGCUGUUUAAUAGUGUGAUGAAUGUGGGCCGCUUCACGGAGGAGAUUGAGUGGCUGAAGUUUUUAGCCCUUGCUUGCAGCUCUCUUGGUGUUACCAUUUCCAAAACUCUCCAGAUAGCAUGUGAAGUUUUAUCAUGUGACCAUGAUUCUGGACCUGCCCGGAUCCCUUUCAGCACCUUCCAGUUUCUCUACACAUAUAUUGCUGAAGUGGACGGCGAGAUCUCUGCAUCACACGUCAGCCGAAUGCUGAACUACAUUGAACAGGAAGUAAUUGGUCCUGAUGGUUUAAUCAAGGUGGUUGACUUUACUCAAAACCCAAGGGUUCGGCUGGAGUAA